UCAUUCGGAAUGUCUCUGUUCCUAUCCUUUAUGGUUUUGCUGUUACAGUUAAAUGGAGAUUUACCUGAGGUGUCUACCUCCAUUCCAGCAUUAGAGAUCUACGUUAUGCUUCACUUGGUGAGUGGGGUCGUUUCCCUGGUUGUCUCCUCCUUCACUGUUUAUUUUAAACAGAACAGCGAUCAAUCAAAACAUCGAAAUGAGACAAAUGUGAAGGACGUACCCUCCAUCGUUUCCAACAGCAAAGACAGGGUCAACAAUAAAAGAUGGAAGGGCAUCUGUGAACGACUCAGAUCCGGGAUAUUCCUCAACCGACUGGGAUUUGUCGUGUCGCUUAUUCUUAUUCUAGCAGCAAACUGUGUAAUGCUAAACGCCAAAUUUGUCUCAACAAGCUGUGGCCAUUUUCUAUUGUAAACAUUUGACAUUAUUAUAUUGACUUUGGUAGUGAUCGUAAUACUGGUUCUGUUAUUGAAUGAUGACUGAAGGUGUGCGGAAUUACAACGUAUGACUGUUCUAUAGUGAAGAAACAUACUCAGUUUCUGUACCUGCAGCUAAAAACAUAAAUGGAACAACUACACGUAUAUAUAUAUAUAUAUAUAUAUAUAUAUAUAUAUAUCUUCUGUGUUAAU
Messenger RNA from Ostrea edulis (European flat oyster), 626 nucleotides. RefSeq lists its product as uncharacterized. Gene Ontology annotation, biological process: monoatomic ion transport. Gene Ontology annotation, cellular component: membrane. The coding region runs from base 10 to 411 and encodes 133 amino acids. Lineage: Eukaryota; Metazoa; Mollusca; Bivalvia; Ostreida; Ostreidae. The transcript has 2 exons. The record is from RefSeq and is a predicted model, not a curated record.